AUGGCUACUGGUAGUGAAGAUGCAAAUCGAAAUGAAACCUCGAAAAUGAUCAAUGAAUGGCGAGAGAAAUGGAUGAAAGAAAUCGAUUCGAUCGUUCGUUCAGCAACCGAUGAUCUUGAUGAAAAUAUCACGGAAAACGAUCUCAAUGAUCGACUUCAAGAAGCGAUGAAUGAAUUUUAUAAUGAUGAAGAUGGUAGUUCAACAAUCUUUGGUGAUCAAGACACAAGCAAAAGAAACUUUUAUUUCAGUGAUGAAUUUAUGUCACACACAAAUUAUUCACGACAACAAUCUGAAUUAUCAGAUUUAACAUCAACUAUUGGACAAGCAUUAGUGAUCAAACAACGCGCUCAUUGUACGGUCAAAUGUUAUAAAGAUCCAGCUGGUGUAAUGGCAAUUGGCGAAGAUCAACUUGCUUUUAUUGAUUUUGUUUGGAAUUAUGAACAAGUACGUGAAAUGAAAAUGUUUGUUGUAUCGAACAUUAACUCGAGUGUGGGAGAAGUUCCAGCUGAACGUAGCUUUAACUUUCCAUAUGUGGGUGAACGAGUUCGUGUUGUCGAUAUGGAUUAUUGGCCAACACACAAUCGAUAUGUUUUAGCCGUUGUUCAAACAGGAGAACAACGUGCGAGUUGGCAUUAUUUAUNCGUUACAACCGUAUUCGUGUAA
Adineta ricciae is the source of this 663-nucleotide messenger RNA. The record is from the annotation of a GenBank genome assembly. NCBI's taxonomy places the organism in Eukaryota, Metazoa, Rotifera, Eurotatoria, Adinetida, Adinetidae.